AUGGCGGGGGUGACAGUGGGCAUGGUGGUAACGACGAGGAUGGGGAUGAGAGGAGAAGUUGGAGAUGUGCAGACCGAGACGAAGAGAGAGGAACAAGGUUGGUGGGUGUGGCAGGGAGGGCAGGUGAAGAACGGGACGCAAGGGCAGGAGAACAUUACGGUGAAGGGUCAAGCAAAGAUGCAAGAGGGGAAGAUGGCAAGGACUCAGAACAAUGCUUCAGGCUAUCAGGAGAUGAAUUCAUCAGCAGGCAACUUGGCUUUCAAUGGUUCCGCGAAGAAUUUGUCAUCUCAUGCUUACGGCACGCCCAGGAGCGGCACUACAGCGACCAAGCGGCUGCUACAAACGCUGGGGAUUGACGUACAUGACGAUUGGGGAGAUCCUAGCAAGGACGGCAUAGUCAGCUGGAUUCAUAUCUUCAGUGAGCACGACAGGCUCGGGUUAGAGGGAGGAGGAGGAGGAGGAGGAGGAGGAGGAGGAGGAGGAGGAGGAGGAGGAUACUUCGGGCCAGGGAAGCUGAGGGGAGGAAGGUUCAGGGUUGCGUUUCACCUCGUCCGGGAUCCUCUGUCCUCGCUUACGUCGCUGAUCUGCACGGAGCCUCUCUUCCGACCGGACUACUGGAGCUACAUCACGAGGCAUGUGAGGCUAGAGGAAGAGACGAGGAGGAAGGGGGACAAGAUCAAGGCAGGGAUGUCCAUGUACUUGCAGUGGCACGAGUUCUUGGACGCUCUUGGUAUCCCUAGGAUCAGGCUAGAGGACGUGUUCAGGGAGGAGGGAGGAUACGAGGUGGUAGCCAGCAUCUUCGGGAGCCUUGGGAGGAAGGUGCCGGACCAGCCGCAGUUCGUAAGGAGGCUGGCGGAGGCGAAGAGGACCAGAGUGAACGCUCGGGCGCACAGGAAGAAGUUCAGCUGGAGCGAGCUGUUUGCUGUGGACGAGGAUCUGACCAUGCGGAUCUGGGAGAUGGCGAGAAAGUAUGGGUACGGGUAUGGGGAGAGGCCUGGGAGUCAGCCGGUUCGGCAUGUUGUACAGUGUUAA
Guillardia theta CCMP2712 is the source of this 1032-nucleotide messenger RNA. RefSeq lists its product as hypothetical. The record is from RefSeq and is a predicted model, not a curated record. Bases 1 to 1032 code for a protein of 343 amino acids. NCBI's taxonomy places the organism in Eukaryota, Cryptophyceae, Pyrenomonadales, Geminigeraceae. The transcript has 3 exons.